CCGCCUAUUGGUCGCUGGAAGGAGGAGGGGAUGAUGUCAUCGCACAGGGCCCGAUGUCAUUGGCGGAGAGAGGAAGGGUUUGCCCCCAUCCUUUGAUGGCGAUCUUGCGGUCGGCGAGGUGGGGGGGGAAGCGCUCAGCUGCGGCGGACCCGGGAGUCGACUUGAUUUGCGUGCGAAAGUGGGCGCUGCACUUCCGGGCCUCCCCCGUUGGCUCGCGCUGCUCUCCCGAGGGGGCGAGCCGGGAGAGGCAAGUACAGCCUUCUCCAGCGAUCCAGAUCCUCCUCACAUAAUGUCUCCGACGUAGGGAUCAUUUUGAGCCUGGUCAUUGUGUGCCUCCAGUGAGAACUCUGGAUUGAUUUGUUCAAUGAUUCCUUAGAUCACUGAAUCUUGUUCCUGGCCUGAAAAUGGCUUUUUCCAGGAUGAAAAUCCCAUCUGUUCUGCUCUUCUUCCUCUUGCUAUUCCAUUGGAUGCCAAACUCUGGUGGUUCCCAGCAAGAUACCUGCCAGACCUGUCGGGAUCUUGUCAACAAUUUCAAUAAGGGUCUGGAGCGGACACAGCGAGAGAACUUCGGGGGCGGGAACACCGCCUGGGAAGAAGAGAAGCUUGCCAAAUACGCCAACAGUGAAACACGUCUGUUGGAAGUAUUGGAAAGUGUGUGUUCUACGUCAGAUUUUGCCUGCCACCAGCUGCUGGAGCAAAGCGAAGACCACGUAGAGCAUUGGUGGUUCCAUGAGCAGCAGCCGCACCCAGACCUUUUCCAAUGGUUGUGCAUGGAUACCCUGAAGUUAUGCUGUCCAUCUGGCACCUAUGGCCCUGAUUGCCAGACCUGCCCUGGAGGUACCGAGAAGCCUUGCAGCGGAUACGGGCAAUGUGAUGGUGAAGGCACACGUGGGGGCACUGGUCUUUGCAUGUGUCACACUGGCUACGGUGGUCCCUUUUGUUCAGAGUGUGGAGAUGGCUACUAUGAAGCUGCUCGCAAUGACAGCCACCUGGUAUGUGCGGAGUGCUACCGGGCCUGUGGGCGCUGUUCAGGCCCCGAGGAUACCAGCUGUCUGCGCUGCAAGAGAGGCUGGAUGCUGCACAACCAACGAUGCAUUGACAUAGAUGAAUGUGGCACUGAUAUGGCACACUGUCGCAACAAUCAGUUUUGUGUCAAUACAGAAGGCUCCUACGAAUGCCGAGACUGUGCCAAGGCUUGUAUUGGCUGCAUGGGUGCUGGGCCUUCCCGCUGCAAGAAAUGCAACAAGGGCUACCAGCGAGAUGGUGUCAAAUGCCUUGAUGUGAACGAAUGUGCGGGUGUAAUGGAGGAGCCGGUGUGUACGGAAGCCAACGAGGUUUGUGAGAACACAGAGGGUAGCUAUCGCUGUGUUUGCGCUGAGGGACAUCUACGCAAAGAGGGGAUCUGUGUGGAAGAUAAGCCCCCAGAUGCUCCUGAGAAAGGAUUCUUUGACGACAUUACAGAUGACGAAGUGGUUGUGCUGCAGCAGAUGUUCUUCGGGGCUAUCAUCUGCGCGCUGGCCACCUUGGCUGCCAAAGGAGACAUGGUCUUCACUGCCAUUUUCAUAGGCGCGGUGGCUGCGAUGGCCGGCUACUGGAUGUCAGAGCGUAGUGACCGCGUUCUCGAUGGCUUCAUGAAAGGGAGAUAGGACUUAGGCAGGGAUCACUCCCUUCUGCUUCCUGCCUCAGAGAGCCAGCUUGGGGGUGGGGGUCAGGAAUACCUCGACCCCUACCCCUUUCCCCUUACCUUAGCAGGUUUGAAGCCUAGAGGUGGAAAACACAACCUGCAUCCCCAUCUGGGCUAAAGGAAGCCUUGACUUUCUGAAGAUAUGCUGGAGGGACAAAUAGGAGCCAGGAAAUCGUAUGUGCUCUGCAGGCCUAUUCACUGAGCGGUCCUGACAGGUAUUAGAAGGGACUGAAUUACACCUCAGGAAGUUUAAGGUUCAGAUGAAACCACCCCUAUUAUUGUCCAGCUCACCCGCUCUCCAUGCAUGUUGGAUGAUCCUGGAAGAGUUCAUCCCAAUAAGCUAUGAUCUCUCCCACUUGGGGCUUCCAAAGGUAACUGGAAAAAAAGCUGCGCUCUUUGGGCCUGUGCUGAUAUGGGGUGGUUCCCUGCUGGCUCGUUGGGAAUUUGUCCUUUGGCCAAGAGUUGGCCUACACAUCGCAUUGAAGGAAGUGAGAAAUGGUGGCAAUACAUUUUUAGAGGGUUCUGCUUCGGGUAGGAUUCAGUGUUUGGGUUGAUCCCUGACCUCAAAAUCACCCUUGUAUUGAAUCAAUCAGUAUCAUAAGAGAGAGAGCAUAAUAUAAAUUUAAUAAAUAAUAAAUAAAUAAUUUAAUAAAUAAUAAUAUAUACAUUUAUUUGUGUGGUCAGAAGUGAUACUUUUCAAAAACAAUUCUCAUCUAUAUAACGUAUACGGACUUGCUCUUACGCUGCUGGGGCAGCUCGGAAGGCAAAGGAAAUUAAAAGAGGCCUGCAUGUCCACUUUUUUUGCUUUGCAAUUCUGUAUCUCAGGAAAAAUAAAUGUGUCUAAAUCCA
Pantherophis guttatus is the source of this 2533-nucleotide messenger RNA. NCBI's taxonomy places the organism in Eukaryota, Metazoa, Chordata, Lepidosauria, Squamata, Colubridae. The record is from RefSeq and is a predicted model, not a curated record.